AUGCACAUAUUUGUUUCAUUUCCUGUUGAUGAAGAGGUCAGUGACGAGCUAAUUCUGUCAAAUGUUCGAAAGGGCCUUGGGUCUUUAGGGAAAGACUGCGAUCUGCUUUCUUUUCCUAAAAUAGAAAGUGACUCCAUUGACUGUCUCUUUGAUUCGGAAGAGCGAAUCCUCACAAUAGAGAAUCUUUUGGAGGACAUCAUUAGAAAGUACAACACAACUUAUCAUGCACUUACGCAGAAGGUUUUAGUUGACACUGAUGUUCUUGGGAGGGGCUUUGACUACUUUCUUAAGUCUUUUUCGUGGGAUUCUAUAAAAUACCCUCUGACGCUGAAAAUGCCAGAGCUUCUUUCAAUUAUAGAGAAUGAAAUAAUGGAGGCGAUAGAGGCGUUGAAAGAGAAGGAGAAGACGUACACAGAUGAAAAAAAGCACCGGGCAGAGACGGCAUCUACAGUUUGCCGGAUGUAUGAUGCAGAUAUAGACGAGAUAGAGCACAUGGCUGUGGAUGAUGAUGAGGCUUGCGGGCCUUUUUUCAAGAGAUACUACAUUGGUGUAUAUGAUAAGCUAAGGGAUAAAGACAUAGAAACACUUUCAAGCAUAAAUGGCUUAUUUAUAGAGUCUGGGAAGAUGGUCAAAAAGUGCGAUGAUGGUGAGAUAUACCAGUCACUCGGCAGGAAUGACUGCGAGGAGGAUAUCAUAAAAAGCCUGGAAGAGCACGGCUUCAUUGCUGCACAGCCCAAGCACACAAAGGAAGAGUACUUGCGCCAGAAGGAAGAAGAAAAAGAAAGUGCUGCACAUCUCAUGGAAACAGAGUGCGAGUACGAACGGCUUAUUCUGGGACGGCUUCCUUCUUUGUAUACUCUUCUGCUGCAUGUCAAGCACCUUGGGCUUUAUAUAGAGUCUGUGCUGCGGUACGGCCUUCCUGCAACCUUCUGUUUUUUCACACUUGAGAGUAAGCACGGGAAUAAGGUAAUACAUAAGUGGAAAAAACUGGCAGCCUCCUGGAAAUAUUCUAAUAGAAUAGCAGCGGUGGAAAAGACAACCAUCUCAGAAGACAAUGCGGCUCUGCAUGAUUUUGUAUACAAAAUGAUCGGAGACUUCAAUUUGGAAGAGAUUAAAGAAUAAAGAUCUUACAGGAU
Molecule: messenger RNA, 1136 nt
Organism: Nematocida parisii ERTm1
Lineage: Eukaryota; Fungi; Microsporidia
Exons: 1
Coding region: 1-1122 (373 amino acids)
Biological process (GO): proton transmembrane transport
Cellular component (GO): vacuolar proton-transporting V-type ATPase, V1 domain
Molecular function (GO): proton-transporting ATPase activity, rotational mechanism
Source: RefSeq, a predicted model, not a curated record